This is a messenger RNA of Hyaloscypha bicolor E, 1491 nucleotides long. RefSeq lists its product as uncharacterized. The annotation marks the transcript as partial. Lineage: Eukaryota; Fungi; Ascomycota; Leotiomycetes; Helotiales; Hyaloscyphaceae. The transcript is spliced from 3 exons. The record is from RefSeq and is a predicted model, not a curated record.
CAGGAGGUUUACAAGAAUGCCGUCAGGCAUUUUAGAGCUCAUUUGACAGAAGACGAAUGCAACAAAAUAUGGCUCCAAGAUCAAACGGGGAUGGCUGGAGUUCAGGAGGCCGUCCGAGCAGCCAAAGCAAAGUACGAAGGGGGGAGCGAACAGUCCAAAGCGCGUAAAUGGCUGAAACGGCUGUCUCAAAGCAUUCUGCUAUACGGUAAAGUGUUGGAGAUGUCGGCAAGCUAUUGCUCUGAAUAUGUUGCAUUGCCACUGGGGGCGAUAAAGUUCUUGUUGACAGCUAUUGUCAACCACGAAGAAUCCAUCGCUCAGCUUUCGAAGGCGCUAGCGCAAAUUACAACUGUGCUCCCGAAAGCAGACAUCAAGCUUCUUCUGUAUCCCACCGAAAGGAUCAAACUCGAGGUCUCAGUACUAUAUGGGCAUUUGAUGGAAUUCACACAGAGAGCUAUAAGCUGGUACGAGGCAGGAAGGGUGAAGCAUGUCCUCACUGCCAUGUUUCGCCCCACGAAGCUUGAAUUUCAAGAUAUAUCACACAAGAUUUUUUGCUCAUCUCAAGCCAUUGAUCAAUUAGCAGCAACAGCAAAUCAGGCAGAGCUCAGGGAUUUGCACUUGCUCUUCAUGGAGUUCAAGCGUACUAUGAUAGAAAGCCAAGCUGUAAACUCCACAAUACUUCUUGACUCGAAACGGCGAAUAUGCGAGAUUCAGUUCUCCCAGAUACUAACAUUCACCGCGGCCACGAGUCUUCCCGAGCCGGAAGAAAGUUUCCGCUAUUCAUCUUUCCUAAGCAAGCGGAGACAACUUCGGCGCACGUACGAGGCUCAUCCAUCUUGGCGGUCUCGAAAACUGAAGGAGUGGGCAAUGUCGAAUACUCCAUCGCUGAUCAUAGCAAGAGGAACUUGCUUGACACGCCACGAGACAAAGGAUUUUGCAACGGAGAUGGUGGCUCUGCUUCGGGCCACGAAAAUCCCCGUCAUAUGGACCCUGAGUGCAAAAGCAGACAGCAGCUCAGCAUGGCGAUCCCCUAUCGAGGUCCUCAAACAGUUAGUCUUACAAAUCCUUCACCUGAAUCAAUCCCUGCUCAACGACGAAUCACCUGCAUUGAAUGCAGCACGCUUCCAGAACGCAACGAAGGAGUCCGAGUGGUUUGGCAUUCUAGCCUCGGUGUUGAGCGGCCUCGAAAAGCUUUACAUUGUUGUGGAUGCCGAGAUCAUGAAUCGCGAAAUGGCGAGUCAAAUCUCUUGGACUGACGCUUUCAACACAAUGCUCGAAGAUCUGAAAGCUUUAUCUUGCAAAACUGUUGUCAAAAUCGUCCUUGUAAGCUAUAGUAAUAGCCCCUACAUCUCAUCAUCGCAACCUACUACUUUCGGUAAUGUGACUGUCCGAAUUGAGAAGGAGCGGCGUAUGGCCACAAUGAGGAAGCAUCACUUCCGCUCUCGAGGAAGCCAGCAGGGUUCCAAUGUUCUCAUGCCACUUCUGCGACAUUAA